This is a messenger RNA of Anthostomella pinea, 225 nucleotides long. Lineage: Eukaryota; Fungi; Ascomycota; Sordariomycetes; Xylariales; Xylariaceae. The record is from the annotation of a GenBank genome assembly.
AUGGCCUCCAUACUCAGCGCCCUGCCCACGUCGAACAUCACUUUCCAGGGUUUGAUAUUCACCGACCUCUGCGACGGCACCGGCCUCACGGGGACGUGCUGGGCCGAGUACACCGCGGCCGAUGUCUGCCACAACCUCGACAGCACCUUGGACGACAAGAUCAGCUCGAUCCUAGUCGGGGCGGCCGGUACCGAUACGUGCGUGUUCUACGUUGAUGCGGACUGA